UGCACACACACACACACACACACACACACACACACACACACACACACACACAUGUACACACACACAGGAGGUUCUGCUGCCGGCAGCUCUUCCAGCGCAGGUCUCCACUCGGGACCCCCUGUUCCCCUGAGAGCCCACGGCAGCAGCAUGGAGGAAGAGGAGGAGGAGGAGGAGGAGGCCCGGUCCUUCCUGGGCAGGUUUGUAGACGAGUUCCCCGCCGCGCUGGAGGACGGCGCUGCGCUCCCCGCCAGCCCUCUGAGCCGCAGAGUCACCCUGCAGGAGCUGCCCGGGGAGAGCCUGGAGCUGGGCCUCCGGCUGCUGGCGGCCAGGGGCGCUCCCGCCGGCCUCGGCGCCCUCCUGUGCCGGGCAGCGCUGACCCGGCUGCUGCAGAGCGACCUUUCACCUCUGCACUGCGCCCAGGAGGCCGGGGACCACCAGGAAGAGGAGCCGCCGGUCGUCUUGCUUCAGUCGGAGCCCGUCCAGCGUCUCUUCCUCAACGAGCUGAUCGAGGUGGCGCUGGCGUGGCAUCGGGCCCCCCCCCCGCGGCGCCCCUCCCCCCCGCGGUUCCUCCACUGCUCCGUUCACGCCAUCAAGAACACCAGGAGGAAGAUGGAGGACAAACACGUGGCCCUGACGGAGUUCGGCCAGCUGUUUGGAAUCCAGGGUGCAGGGUGUUGUGCGUACUACGCGGUGUUCGAUGGCCACGGGGGGGUGGACGCUGCCUCCUACGCUGCCACUCACCUCCACGUCGCUCUGAGUGAACAGGAGACGCUGCAGAGCGACCCCAACGCAGCCUUCCAGAUGGCCUUCAGGCACACGGACGACAUGUUCAGGGGCAAGGCCAAGAGAGAGCGCCUGCGGAGCGGCUCGACGGGCGUGGCGGUGCUGCUCCAGGGACCACAGCUGACCGUGGCCUGGCUGGGAGACUCUCAAGCAGUCCUGGUCCGAGAGGGACGAGCGGUGACCCUCAUGGACCCCCAUAAACCAGACCGAGAGGAUGAGAAACAGAGGAUCGAGGACCUCGGGGGCUGCGUCACCUUCGUGGGAUGCUGGCGGGUCAAUGGCACCUACGCUGUGUCCAGAGCUCUGGGGGACUUUGACCAGAAGCCCUACGUGUCUGGAGAAGCCGACUGCUCCACCACCCGGCUGUCGGGCGACGAGGACUACGUGCUGCUGGCGUGCGACGGCUUCUUCGAUGCGGUCGACCCCUCGGAGGUCCCGCGCCUGGUCCUGGACGCCCUCCGUCAGCCCGCCGACCCCGAAGGAGACGCUCCGCCCGACCGGUCGCAGGACGCCGUGGGCCUGAGGGUCGCUCGGCGGCUGGUGUGCCACGCCAAAGCCGCCGGAUCCAGUGACAACAUCACCGUGAUGCUGGUGUUCCUGCGCCCGCCGCCACAGCUUCUGGCCGCGAGCGCCGGAGCUGCACGGGAGGAGCAGUGACGGAGGAGGAGGUGCUCACACACCACUGUGCCAAGCUACUGAUGCUAACAACACACACACACACACACUACAAGCACGAUGCGAGCGUCCGAUCAUCUUUUAAAUAAGAAUUUGUGUGUGAUUCUUUAAUCAGUGUUCCUGUACGUGUUUUGUGAAGAGCUAACGCGAGUAUCGCUAACAUUUAAACUUCUGUUACAUCACAUUUGACUGAUUUAUUUAUUCUUUUGGGGAAGCAGAGACGGCCUGACCUCUCUGAGCCGGUCAGUGUUAAAGGUCGAGAGUCUCUCGGAUCCCGGCCCUUCAGAUCAAUUCUCUUUUUUCAUCUUGAAUUUUGGUUUCUGAAUCCAAAGUUUAGCAAAUUGCACCAACUGUCUGGACAAGGGAGAAAACGGAAGUUUGUUAAGUCACGCCCCUCCCUAGUUACCGUUGCUAUGCUCUCACCAUGGAUACAGCAUUGGAGGCGGGGCCUUCUUCAUUCUGAUCAAACUUGCUGACUGGGGUGCUUUAAGCAAAUCCGGUUUGACUUCUGGUGGCCUCCUUCUAUGUGGCUCCGCCUCUUUCUCUGUACCGCCCACCUCAUUGGCCUCGCCUCCUAUGUGGCCCCGCCUUCUCUGUGCCUCCUGCCCCAUUGGCCCGCCUCCUUCUUUAUGCCUCCUGCCUCAAGGCCUAGCCUCAUUGGUCCGGCCUCGUGCCUCUGAGGCCCCGCCUCCUGCCUAUGUGGCCCCGCCUCCUUCUCUGUGCCCCCUGCUGGUGGUCCUGCUGAUGUCUAUGUUAUUUGGGACUGUACAAAAUAAACUGAAUUGAAUUUAAAUGUUUUUAAUAUUAAUCUACAGCCUGUUUUAAUCUUUAUGCUGCAUUAAUACUUUAAAUUUCUCAUUUUGCACAUCUCAACCAUAAGGUCACUAUGCAUCGUCUGUAUUACAUUUUUAAUAAAGAUUUUUCAAUUGCA
Molecule: messenger RNA, 2389 nt
Organism: Pseudoliparis swirei
Lineage: Eukaryota; Metazoa; Chordata; Actinopteri; Perciformes; Liparidae
Gene: ppm1f
Product: protein phosphatase, Mg2+/Mn2+ dependent, 1F
Exons: 8
Coding region: 52-1440 (462 amino acids)
Biological process (GO): negative regulation of protein kinase activity; protein dephosphorylation
Cellular component (GO): cytosol
Molecular function (GO): cation binding; protein serine/threonine phosphatase activity
Source: RefSeq, a predicted model, not a curated record